GUGUGUCAAGUGAGCAUGUGUGCAGCAAGCCCCUCUUUGUAUAACAUUGCCUAUCAUGCGUGCCCCCUAUCGCCAUCCCUCCAUCACCCCACAUCCCUCUCUGCAAGCAGUUUCCUUGCACCUUCCUCCUCUCACAAACGUCGAAAAGCCGACCAUCUGCCCAUGUCUGACACACAACUCCGUCGAAGAAUUCCGGCCACCGCCCGGAAAUCGAGACCCCCACACCCCACCCGAUCGCCUCAUGGCCGGACCCCUCCGACACCCCGGCACUCCAAGCCACACAAGCCAAUUAAACGUCUCCAACGUUGCUCUUCCGAACCGAUCCUUUGGACCGUUGGACUCAUCGAAGCCGAUCAAAACCACCACCACCACCACCAGCAAACUCUGCUCUUUCGACCCCAGACAUGCACUGACGUGUUUACAUCGCCGCUUCGGUCUCUGUCUCCUUCUCCCUACUCAUUUCACAGGUAUAGCGAUGAUUCAAAGGUUGUAGUUAACGUGACUCUUGAAGGGAGUCCUGGGCCUGUGAGGACUCUGGUUAGAUUGGGAGCGACGGUUGAAGAUACAAUCAAGCUUGUCAUUAAUAGAUACAGCGAAGAAGGGCGCACCCCAAGGCUCGAUGUCGAAGCUGCAUCGGAAUUCGAAUUGCAUCACUCAUAUUUCAGCCUCGAAAGUAUGAAUAAAACGGAGAGGAUUGGGGAAAUGGGGAGCAGGAAUUUCUUCCUCCGGCGGAGCUGCAGUAGCCGCAGCAGCAGCAACUUUGAUGAUGAAGGUGAUGGUAGAAGGAGAGGCACCGACAAUGCAGCUUCUUCAAGGGAGGAGAUUGUAAAUGCAAACCCACCACCUCAGCUUUUCUUAUCUUUCAUUGCUCGAAGGAUUAGUAAGAUUGGACGACGAACUAAGAAAAUUUGGAAUAUCUUGGGUUGUAUGUCCUGUGGUUAACUUGCUCUUUUUUUUCAAAUUAUAAAAAAUUAAUGAUAAUAAUAAUAAUUAUAAACUCUCUCUCUCUCUC
This is a messenger RNA of Magnolia sinica, 1012 nucleotides long. RefSeq lists its product as uncharacterized. The record is from RefSeq and is a predicted model, not a curated record. The transcript is spliced from 3 exons. The coding region runs from base 16 to 942 and encodes 308 amino acids. NCBI's taxonomy places the organism in Eukaryota, Viridiplantae, Streptophyta, Magnoliopsida, Magnoliales, Magnoliaceae.